Messenger RNA from Jatropha curcas, 1277 nucleotides. The record is from RefSeq and is a predicted model, not a curated record. Lineage: Eukaryota; Viridiplantae; Streptophyta; Magnoliopsida; Malpighiales; Euphorbiaceae.
UAGAAAAUGAGUUAUUUAAAAUAUAUUUUCUAUGGUAUUUAGCUUUUUUGAAAGUGUAAGUUAGAAAUGUUCGAUAAAUUUAAUUCUAUAAAUUAAAAUAUUUGAUAAAUCAAAAGUGAAAAUUGAGAAUAUUUUAAAAUAAUAAAAUUCAGGGCAAAUUUAUAUAACAAAACCAAACAUGCAUGACCUUGAAAUGUACAAAAUUCAGGAACCCUCAGUAUUCAAUUGCCCUUUUCUUCUAGAUUCUAGUGUGCCAUUGUUUCAUCCUUGUUCCUUUUCAAUUUUUCUUCUCCUGUUAAUUUCUUUAAGUCAUUAAAAAUAGAGAAGCCUAAAAGCCAUAAACUCAACUGCACCAUUUUAACAACCUCAACAAAAACAAACCUAAUACCCAAUCUCCCAUUCUCUUUUUAGUUUAUAAGGGACCAUAGUUGGUAACUAUUGGUACUAAAAAAGCAUGGUCCAAACCCAUCAUAACAUGCACACCAAAAUGGCAAAUCUCUCUUCUAUUUUAGCCAUAAUUUUUCUAGUCUUCUUAAUGACAAUCAUCAAUCAAUCCUCCUCAGCUAGGACUUUUGGCAAUCCAACCCCAACUCAUCAACAUUCCCACAACAAUAAGCACAAUCCCAAAAUCGCUUUCCUAAUGCAAAAUAUACUCAAUGUGACACACCCAUCACAAGAACCUACAACCACUAAAUUCACUAGCCAAAUCCCAUUCUCUAAACCUCUAGGCUAUUUUCCUCCUAAUAAAGGAAUCCCUUUACCACAAUCCGCUGUGGCCGGAUUUUCAUCGGAGACCCUCAAGUUUUCGAAAAUUGGGCUAUCGUUUCCGGCUAAGGCUACUCUACAAGAGUUGGAACUUGGGACUGUGACAAAAAUUGAUGAGCAAUUGUUUGAAGGUGCAAUGUAUGGGUCUUUAGUAGUUGGAAAAGCAGAAGGGAUAUUUGUUGCUAGUUCAGAAGAUGGAAAUAGCCAUAUGGUGGCAAUAACAGCAAAUUUUGGCGCAAGUGAGUCGAAAGAUGAACUGAAAUUUUUUGGGGUUUAUAAGAGGGAUGUGCCUGAGUCUCAUAUUGCAGUAAUUGGUGGAACAGGGAAAUUUCAGAGUGCUAAUGGCUAUGCAGUGAUUAAGGCUGUUAAUGGAAGUUCUGUUAAUGAAGUAGAGGAAGAAAAUGGAAUUAAGAAACUCCUUUCUUUCAAUGUUUACCUUAGUUAGUCAAAAGUUUUACUAAUCACUUAUGUAAUUACUUUUAAUAAUACUGUUUUAAGGAUUGAUUUGUCAA